Naegleria lovaniensis is the source of this 453-nucleotide messenger RNA. RefSeq lists its product as uncharacterized. The coding region runs from base 1 to 453 and encodes 150 amino acids. The record is from RefSeq and is a predicted model, not a curated record. Lineage: Eukaryota; Heterolobosea; Eutetramitea; Acrasida; Naegleriidae. The transcript has a single exon.
AUGACUGCACAUCUUCACCCAAAAGUUGUCAUCAACUCGAGCGAUCGAUGGUUCUUGUUUCUCUUUGGUUGGACUUUGCUUGUCGGGUCGUUUUUACAUGUCUUGACUGCAACUGGAAUUUGGCCUGAAAAAGCUCCCUAUUGGAUUGGAGUAUAUUUUGACAGUUUGAUAUUGUUUGAUUUCUUUGGAGGAGUUGGUUUGUUAGUAGGCCUAUCCAAACGAACACGUCAAAGUAUUCAGUUCAAUUGGUGGCCGUUACGGUAUACCUUAUAUUUAUGUGUAUGGAUUUGUGCAUCCAAUGCUGUGGCCAGUGGUUAUAUGAUCUACCUGGAUGUGUUGGAGAAUUAUGGAAGUGGAUUUUCAGUCGAAUUGAGAAUUGUAGAUCUUGUGAUUGUUGUCAUUGGGCUUGUGCGGAGUGUGAAAAUUCUUCGUCAGAAUCAUGAUGGAUUUUGA